UCUUUCUUUGGGUUACAUUGUAUUGCAGUCGUACGUAAGGCAGUGUGGUACCUUACUGCUAGGCCUAGGCUUUGAACCGGUUUCAUCAUCAUUACAAUAUUGGUGAUGAAAUACUGUUGAUAUCGUUUGUUUCAUUCGUUCUUAAAAGGAAUCUCACCAGGCUGCUUUCCAAGCAAGCGAUCUGCGUAUCUGUUUUACAUUGAACAGUUUUACUCUUGCAAAAUAUGGCCCAAAUUGAGGAGCAGGUGGCAGGAUUAUCGAUGGCGGAAAUAUACACAUCUGAGUCUAAAGGCAAUGACGAAACAGGAGAUGGAACCAAAGACAAACCGCUGAAAACUGUUCUUCAGGCAAUGAGAAAGGCAGGAAAAGAACCAUUUCCUGUGAUUUACUGUGAUUCAAAGCAAGAAGGGCAGGUCUAUGACCCAGUAGCCAAGUCACAGCUGAAGAAGGUUCAGAAGAUCUGGCAAAGAGAGCAGUACAAGAAAGCGGAUUUGGAUGAAGCAACUAAAAAAGAUGCCGAGAGAAGAGAGAAAAACCUUGAGGAGGCCAAGAAGAUCACCAUUGAGAAUGAUGCAAGUCUGCCCGCGCCAACAAAAAUUAAACUGAGGGAUGCAGUGAAGACCCGAGACACAAGAGUGAAGAUCUUUGGGUGGGUGCAUCGAAUUAGGAGACAAGGAAAGAACCUCAUGUUUGUGAUAUUAAGAGACGGCUCAGGAUUUCUUCAGUGUGUCAUGAAUGACAAACUGUGCCAGACAUACGAUGCCCUUACUCUUGCCACGGAGGCUGCCAUUUGUGUCUAUGGAGUCAUUUCACAGUUGCCAGAGGGGAAGACGGCCCCUGACAACCAUGAAAUGGCUGUGGACUUUUGGGAAGUUAUAGGAGCAUCUCCUGCUGGUGGUGCAGACAACCUACUCAACGAAGAAGCUCAUCCUGAUGUACAGCUGGACAACAGACAUAUGAUGCUUCGUGGAGAAAACACUGCCAAGAUCAUGAAGAUGAGGUCUGUGAUCACCCAUUGCUUCAGGGAACACUUCUUUAGUCGCGGCUACUUUGAGCUUCAGCCACCCACCCUGGUACAGUGUCAGGUGGAGGGGGGCUCCACACUCUUCAAAGUCGACUAUUUUGGAGAGGAGGCAUAUCUGACCCAGAGCUCUCAGCUGUAUCUGGAGACUGUGAUGCCGUCUAUGGGUGAUGUGUUUUGUAUGGCUCAGUCCUACAGGGCUGAGGUCUCACGCACUCGAAGACAUCUCGCUGAGUACAGUCACGUUGAGGCUGAGUGUCCUUUCAUCAACUUCGACGAGCUCAUGGACAAGAUUGAGGACCUAGUGUGCGAUGUUGUGGACCGUGUGCUCAAGUCGCCCUUUGGCAACAUUGUGUAUGAGCUCAACCCUGAUUUCAAAGCUCCCAAGAAACCUUUCAGAAGGAUGGAAUACAAGGAUGCCAUUGUUUGGCUGCAGGAAAACAAAAUUACAAAGGACGAUGGAACUUCAUAUGAAUUUGGAGAUGACAUCCCAGAGGCCCCGGAGCGCAAAAUGACUGACACCAUCAAUGAACCUAUUAUGCUGUGCAAGUUCCCGGCAGAAAUCAAAUCGUUCUACAUGCCAAGGUGUCAGGAUGACAGGCGUCUCACAGAGUCUGUUGAUCUUCUCAUGCCCAAUGUGGGUGAGAUUGUUGGAGGCUCCAUGAGGAUUUGGCAGCAGGAAGAACUGGAGGCAGGCUUCAAAAGGGAGGGAAUCAACACCGAGAACUACUACUGGUACAUCGACCAGAGAAAAUAUGGCACCUGCCCCCAUGGAGGCUAUGGGCUGGGCCUUGAGAGAUUUUUGUGCUGGCUGCUCAACCGUUAUCACAUCCGCGAGGUGGUGCCCUACCCACGUUUUGUCGGGCGAUGCACGCCGUGAGGUUCGCUCCUGUUGAGCAUCAAAAGACCACUACAAGACCCAGUGCUUCUUUACUGUUUGCUUUGUCCUUUUUCCCUUCAUUAUUAUUGUCUCAGCAUAUGUAAUGUCGAUGGACAAAUUUUUGUUACCCCUCUGUCAUUCAAAAUAAAUUGAAGGAUAGUUGAUACUCAUCGAAUUAUUUUACUGGAAUUUUUUUUACUGAUUUGAUUUUUUCUGCUUUCUUUUAGUUUAUUAGUGGAGGUACUAAUUGCUUAUCAACCUACUUAAAGUAUAAAGAGGUAAUGGUGUUUUGAAUGAGUUGCUCCAUUAUCUGAUGGACUUGUUCAUGGUGCGGUGUGUGUACUUGUUGUGCGAGUCUCUCAUCAAGGUUUCAGUAUGGAGAGUGUGAUUUUAGAUGAGGGUCUUCUUGACAAACUGCAACGCUAAAUGAUAGUUUGUUUCUGGUGAUUAUGCAAACGGUGAUGCUUUUAUAUCAGUGGUGAUGAUUAUGUCAACGAUGUGAAACAUUGGUACAUCUCUCUGAUAGGCAUGACUUCUACCAUCUUGUUAGAAUGUGGCUGUACCAAGUUCAGCUCCUAUAUUUCAACACGUAAGAAGGGAUUUCAGAAAGUUUACCUUUAGUUAUUGAGGUUGCACGAAAUACAAUAUCAUUGUGUUCAACCACUUUUGUUUCUUCAAGGGUACAGAAUUGUAAUUUAUUCAUGUAUCACAAUAUAUUGUAUUCGUUUCAUCAUGAACAGUUCAGACCAUGAAAUGCUUGCAUUUUAAAAUGAAUUUCGCUAAUUCAUUUUUAGAUUUAUCAAGCUGACAGUUUUUAUUGACUUGUGAGAAUAUCUCAGAGUAGGCUUACUCUUGCUCUGAGAUGGUCAAAAUGGGAAUGACAAGACUCGAAACUGAGUUUUUUGGUAGAAUUUCCCCAACGUGCAAAUUUUUUUGGAAAUUAUCAAUUGAUGUACUAAUAUCAUUGCUUUUGACUUUGGCAGGCAAGGAUGACUGGAUUGUAAUUCUUAACUCUGACAUAGAGACUAAACAAUUUAAAUCAUUUCAUGGUUGGGUUGAUUAGCAGACCCUGCCUGUCAUGGCCAACCCAGUUGGAGUAGGAUACUGUAGAAAGAUGAAAUGAACCCCCAUUAAAUUAUUUGCAGUUUUGGGAUCAAACCAUGUGCCUUGCCAAAAAAAAUGGGAGCUUUAUUGAAUAUGAUAGUGUUUCUUUAUUUUUGCAAAAAUACAUAGAUCGACACCUUAUAUUUAGUUCUUGCAUUUUUUCCUGAGUGCUCAUCCAAAUAUACUCAUUUUCGCUGGAAAAUAAAUUUUGUGUAUUGUACAGGGUAUUCUCUAUUAUUUUAACUCUUUAGUCUUUUGGUCUCAGUUUAUCUUUUUUGUAUGGUGAAAUGGGAUGACUUUACUCUGUGGCAAUGGUAUUGUCAAGUUCUUUCUUUGAUAAAGUCAACUUUAUAAUAUGGCCCUUAUUGCCACUUCACACUGAAAUGAUUCUCACAGAGAUGGUAGGACUGAAGAUUUAACAAAGCGUGUACUGUUUUAUGAGUUAGUAACCUAUAUUCAUUUAAUACUGCCAGUAGGUCCAUCCCUCUCCCCUCCCCCCUCUUAUAUCAUAUAUGCAUAAAUAUACUGAAGUACUGUCUAUGUGAGAUCCUAACUCUACAAUCUCACCUAUUUGAAGAGAAUGGAUUGAUGCACAACGCUUCCCAUGACUCACACUGACAGUGAUAGUACAUCUUGCUGCUUUUUUAAAUGUGAUGAAAGAGGUUCAAAACUUCUUUUCAAAUUCUUGAUUUUUACGACGGUCAGUGAAAGGCAAACGCUGGUUCUCAUUUUGAAAUUGUGCACCCUCUUGGAAAUCUUUUGUCAGUACAAGUUAUUGUUACAUGUAUAUGUUAUUGACCUGGAGGUUGAUUUAGGAGUUGGGGGCAACUAAAAAAUUAAUUUUAAAAAAUUAUCUACAGGUCUCUAUUGUCGGCUGACUCCUAAACAAUAAAACUGACGAGUCUCUCACUCUGCU
Molecule: messenger RNA, 3921 nt
Organism: Aplysia californica (California sea hare)
Lineage: Eukaryota; Metazoa; Mollusca; Gastropoda; Aplysiida; Aplysiidae
Product: asparagine--tRNA ligase, cytoplasmic
Exons: 17
Coding region: 225-1901 (558 amino acids)
Biological process (GO): asparaginyl-tRNA aminoacylation
Cellular component (GO): cytoplasm
Molecular function (GO): ATP binding; asparagine-tRNA ligase activity; nucleic acid binding
Source: RefSeq, a predicted model, not a curated record